Anthonomus grandis grandis is the source of this 4149-nucleotide messenger RNA. RefSeq lists its product as uncharacterized. The record is from RefSeq and is a predicted model, not a curated record. The transcript has 21 exons. Bases 28 to 3915 code for a protein of 1295 amino acids. Lineage: Eukaryota; Metazoa; Arthropoda; Insecta; Coleoptera; Curculionidae.
UUUCUUUAUGCAAUAAGAGCAUCUGAAAUGACUGAAGAGCAAGUUAAGAAAACCAUCCUUAGUCUCUUGACUUCUUCACCUCAAGUCGCUACAAUAACUACACUUCAGCGAGACUUCAAGGAACUUGUAGGGGGUGCAAUUCCAUUUUACAAAUUUAACUAUAAUUCUGCGGAACAUUUCUUUAAGAGCAUUACGGACAUAUGCACGGUGACUAACUCAGGGCCGUUUGCUCAAGUACAUCCCAAGAUAUCGGAGAAUAGUAUUCAUGUAAAUGAGAUGGUUACUCUUCAAAAAAAGAAAAGUGGAACGCCAAGAAGAAGAAAUCCUAAACAGUCAGGUUUUCCUAUAAACAGAAGGCCUCAAUUUUCUGGAUACAAUACACCAAACUACUACGCGUUCAGUCCUAACGCUUCGACGUCUCACUUAAGCAUAAGAAAUUACGAGUUUGGAGGAAACCAUAUAAAUUUCUCUACUCGAGUACCGAGCAUGUCCACUCCUAUAUUAAAACCACCACAAAAUAUGACAAAAUCAGAAAAUUCUAUUACUACUGAUCAAAACAUGAAAAAUACCAAUUUAAGUAAUAGCAGCACUCCUAAAAAUAGCAAUGAAAAGUCAAUUAUCCAACCUAUUGAAAAUGGUUAUGGUGGUAGCAAAAAAGUGGAAGAGACACCCAAGGAUAAUCAGACCAAUAACCACAGUAGUCAUCUGGGCUCCACUUCUGUACGGCAAAAGUUGGACCAGCUAAUUAUUAAUCAGAUUAAGGCGGGCAAUGUUUCCAAGCCAACAUGCGGUGCAUCUACCUCAGGAGAGUCUCUCGAGCACGUUCAAAAAUGGGUAAAUUCAAACAAUAACAUAAUACCUGAUAAUGCACCGAAAGAUAUUAGUAAUUAUCUCCACCAAUCACUGGAUGACUCCUGUACGAGUAGACUCAUCAGCCUUGACCUUAAUGAAACCAAAGAAAUCACUGAUACCUCAAAUGUCCCAAAGAAAGUUCAAAAUAAUUUACAGACUCUUAUUAGUAAAUUUGCAGAAGGAAUAUGGGUCUCUGAUCUUCCUGAUCGAUAUAGGCAAAUGUUUAGACGGGAAUUAGCAUGGCUUGAAUAUGGAUAUACUAGUUUAAUAGAAAUGUGCGUAGCCUGCGGUCAUAUUUUUCACUAUGUUAGGCCAGAACUAGGGGGAGAUUUUAAGCUGUAUGAUCGGACUAAACCCUUGCCCGCUAAUGCCGAAAAAAAGUUUACUAUGGCUAGCUAUGGUGCGGGAACAAAGGCAUCGCCAACAUUUCUCGACGAUCCCCUACCAGAUCUGGACUUUUGGGAUUUUAAAGGUCGCAUACCUGAUGAUAUUUUCGAAUAUGGUCACGAGAUUCCCAAACAGUUUUUACCAGAAGGUACCAGAGCGGAAAAUGUUUUCGAUGUUGUAGUAGUAGAGAUUUAUGAUCCGUCGAAAUUUUGGUGUUAUUUAGGGACUUCUGAUACUCACAGUUCUUUGGACGAGGUCAUGGAUCGAUUGAAAGUAUUUUAUGGGGAGCCUGAAAAUGCAAAGCGAUAUAGUAUUCCAUUGGGAGCUAUAAAGGAAGGAUUGUAUUGCGUUCAAAUGAUUUAUGGAGAAUAUCAUCGUGCUAGGGUAGUAAAGGUUUAUCCUGAUGACAAUGAACAUGUUAGGCUAUUGUAUAUAGAUUACGGAACCGUAUGUAAAAAUACUGUAAAAGGAAUGUGCUUCCUUAAAUCGGAGUUUGCCGAAACGCCUGCCCAAGCCAUUAGGUGUCGCUUAGCCAAUAUUAAACCAGUAAAUAAAGGUCAUCCUUGGCCACGAGCAACGUCAGACCGUUUCCGAGAGUUGAUAAACCGCAGAGACACCAAAAUUAAGAUUUCCUAUAUCGACUGGAGGGCGGAGUACGUGUGUGUUUUUCUCGCCGACGUCACCGAUCCUAAAGUAGUGUAUAUCAAUGAACUGUUAGUGCAAGAACGUCAGGCCAUGUGGGACGAUGAGACACAAAUCGCUCCGUUUGUGCUGUCAAAUUUCACGUGCAAAGUGCAAAAUUUACAUCUGUUUCCUACUUUUCUUGAGUUGGAGCAUGGGAUGGCGCCCAAUGCCGCUGAAAUAUACACCUUAGAAGAGAUGCUUGUGCCUUUGCAAUUUUGUAUUCCCCAGUAUUUUGACCGUAAUCCGGAGAUUUCAAGUGACGUUGAUAGCGAUCUCGACGAAUUCGAAAGUACCUUUAUCGAAACAGUAAAACAUCGUAGGAAAAUCAUACCGUGGCAUAAAAUUGACUUUCGGGAUGUUAGCCGCCCUUCCACCACCGUUAAUUUCAGCAUUUUUGGUGAAAUGAAAGAUGAAAUGAUCGAGUUUUAUAAUGAAUUUAAUGGUUCUAAUAAAGUGCAUAGCUCUGAGAUUCAUGAAGAUUAUUUUGUUGAUGUCGAGGAGAAUAGCGGUGAAAGUCCGCAACCGAGGGACCCAGAAUAUGAGCCAUUAAAGCUGUUUUCCGAAACCCGAAAACUUUCAGAGAAUAUAAUACAAGAAUUAGAAAAAUAUAAAUAUGACGAAUUGAGUUUAUCAGACAAUGAAAGCAAAAGUUGUACUUAUGACGAGGUAACGCAACUCGUGGAUUCCGAAUAUAGCAAUUAUAACUGUGGAGGCAGGAAUAAUUAUAAAAAAUUACCUAUCACUCAUAGAAGUAUUAGUGAUUUAGAUUUGUCUACUAUUUCGGAGCGAAGCGAAAAUGAGAAAGAUUCAACCGUAUCGCCUGCUCCUUUUAGACCGUUUUCAACUUUAAAUAUCGACUCUGUUCCUGAAGUUAACAUAUUUGAUAACCCAGAAGCCUUCGAAAAUUCCUCAGAUAGUGUUUCUCCAGUCACAGCGCAAGACUUUUUUAAAUCGUUGGAAGAUCGAUUAUGUCCGAAAAACGUGGGUUUGGGUAGCGAUGGACGGGAGGCUACAACGAAUUCAUCAAUUUCCUGUUCCAACCCCUUUAAAUUAGACAUGUUAGCGAGUGACGAUCCUUUCGAUUUAUUCCUGAAACGAUGUGCAAGAAAUUUUCUAUCUGUCUCAGUAUGUGAUAAAAAAACUGAAUUUGGAGAUAUUCCAGACACUGUUUCAGAGUUAGCUUCUCUUAAAGAAGAGUCAGAUUCAUCACGGUCGGAAAGACUAACGGAUUUGAAAACUACUGAUUUGCCAUUAGAAAGUGAAAUAAAACAUACUAACAUUAAUUCUUUAUGUAUUACCAAUCCUUUCUGGGACGCAUUGGAGGAUCUAAAAUCUCUUGAGGGUAGCGGAAAAACUGACAUUUUCGAAAAGUCUAAAUUACCUGAACAACCCACUCGAACGGAAGAUAUCGAACAAAUGGAUAUUUUUAAAAGUGAAUCUCAAUCAGAUUCGGAUGGGUCGGAUUAUAAGGUUUUCGUGCCUAAACGAAAAUCGCUAACAUCUUCUGAUAGUAAAAAAAAUUAUGCUUCUUCUAAUCAUUCAAAACCUAAUUCUGAGGAGUUGGAUUACUUAAAAAACUCUGUUGCUACUAGUAAUCAGGGAUCAGGAGCAAAAAAUAUGUCUGUUCACGCAGAAGUUUUUGUACCAUUGAACAUGACCUACCAGUUACCGUAUUGGCCAGUACCUCAAUAUGCGCAAUGGAGUAAUGGUAGUAAUUUUCCUAGUUCUUACCAAGUAGUUGAUCCACCAGCGCCACUUCCUCAGCAACCUGUAAGGCCUCCGCCUGGAUUCUCGUCAAUACCGGCGUAUGCUCCUAAAUAUCAGAAUUAUCCACCGGUUCACCCACAGCUAAACCCCUAUAUGGCGGCUAGAAUGCAGUCUUCGAUGUUUCCUGCUCAUUACCAACCUAUGUACUAUAAUAGGCCAUCAAUCCAACCCCAAGAAAAGGAUUUUUAUGAUUUUAUUAAUAAAAAAGGUGGACAAAGGCCAUAGUGUUAUUUUAGCUUUUUAUAAAAGAAGAAAUUUGUUGUUGAUUUGUUACGGUAUUGGUUAUUAGUUAAGUUUAAGCAUUAUUACGCAUCUAUUAGGGUUAGGUUAUUACAAAAUUUCAAUAAACUCCAUUGUUUGUUUUUACACACUUGACACUGUUUUGUAUUAAUCUGUUUUUAGGUUUUAUAUUUUCUAUAAUGUUAUUUUGUCAACAAUAAAAUGCAAUUUUACUUUAAA